AUGAACUCCGUCGAUGCAUCUGAGCACUACGAGCUCAAUGCAACAGAACUCGCUCCCUCACUGCUCACUAUCGUUCUCGAUACCAAUCCACACGCCUGGGCCUCUCUCGAGAGCUCCCUCCCGCUCACCAAAGCCGUCGCCAACCUCCUCGUCUUCAUCAAUGCCCACCUCGCGUGCAAUUACGCCAAUGAAGUCGCAGUUGUCGCCUCUCACACUACAAAAGCUACCUGGCUCUACCCUGUACACGAUGACGAUGUCUCUCAGCAACAACCAGCAGACGCAGACGGGGACGUCGCAAUGAACGGUGAAAAUGGAACCGGCUCACAGACGAACAAAUACCGACCAUUUCGCAUGGUCGAAGAACGAGUCACACAAAGAUUGAAACAACUCCUGGACUCGACAAAUAGCGACGAUCUACGCGGUAACACAUCCACCAUGCUCGCGGGGGCUCUGACGCUGGCUCUCAGCAACAUCAACAGGCAGACCAUCGCCUGGGCUGAGAAGCACGGCGGUGCAGACCUCGAAGACGCCGCUGGCGAUGGGGGCACUGGUGGUGGUAAUGCAGGCAGCACUGGACCAGGGCGGUACUCUGCAUCCAACGACGAGGAGCGUCUCCAAAGCCGGAUUCUCAUCGUCUCGGUCAGCGGGUCAAGUGACUCGGCGCAUCAGUAUAUCCCGGUGAUGAACAGCAUUUUCGCCUGUCAGCGAUUACAUAUCCCCAUCGACGUGUGCAAAUUGAGCGGCGAUGCGGUCUUCUUGCAGCAGGCCUGCGACGCGACAAAGGGCGUCUACAUGGCACUCUCUGAACCACGCGGCCUGUUACAAUAUCUGAUGAUGGCGUUUCUUCCCGACCAGCGCUCGCGGAAACAUCUCGUUCUACCGACGCGCGUGGAUGUGGAUUUCCGAGCGGCGUGCUUUUGCCAUCGGCGGGUCGUGGACAUCGGAUAUGUCUGCUCUAUCUGUCUCAGUAUUUUCUGCGAGCCACCUCCUGACAACGAGUGCCUGACCUGCGGGACUCCUCUCGACGUGGGUGAUUUCGGCUCGAAACCGGCCCUCAUUCCAAGAAAAAAGAAGAAAAAGAAGCGUGUGAACGGGACCUCCACGGUCGGCACGCCAAUGUCAACGGGGACUCCACCUCCUGGCUUCGGCUGA
Messenger RNA from Penicillium diatomitis, 1152 nucleotides. RefSeq names its product TFIIH/NER complex subunit TFB4. Gene Ontology annotation, biological process: nucleotide-excision repair; regulation of DNA-templated transcription. The record is from RefSeq and is a predicted model, not a curated record. Lineage: Eukaryota; Fungi; Ascomycota; Eurotiomycetes; Eurotiales; Aspergillaceae. The transcript has 2 exons. Bases 1 to 1152 code for a protein of 383 amino acids. Gene Ontology annotation, cellular component: transcription factor TFIIH holo complex; transcription factor TFIIH core complex.